Chironomus riparius is the source of this 1315-nucleotide messenger RNA. Lineage: Eukaryota; Metazoa; Arthropoda; Insecta; Diptera; Chironomidae. The record is from the annotation of a GenBank genome assembly.
CCUAGACUUCAUAAAGUCUGUCGAUAUUUUAUCCAAUUCUGUCUAUUAAAGGCGACAUCAUUUUUCAAUUAGUCAUUAUUUAACCUUCUAUCUAAAGCCAUUUUAUUGAUCAUAAUAGAAAAAAAAAUUAAAUAAAUUUUUAACACAUUAUACGUAAACAAUACAAAACAAAAAUUGAUAUAAAAUGUCGAUAGAAUGCAGGUUAUGUGGAAAUAUUAGUCCUGCAAAGAUUCAACUUUCGGAUAAGAUUAAAGGAUUUCUAUCCUUCAAAGAGUUUGUCGAAUAUUUUUGUAGAAUUGAUUUGGAUGAUCCAGGUAUUGCAAACAAGCUUCCUACUUCUGUAUGUCAGGAUUGUUAUUAUGUGCUCCUUAAUUUCUGCAAAUUCACAAUCACUGUUGAGAAGUUACAAAAUAAGUUUAAGAACAGACUUCCUCAGGAAGAACAUCCAGUAUCCUACAAUAAAGUUGCGUUAAAAAGAAAACAUGAAGAUAAUCCUCAGAAAGAAUCGUCCGGUGGAACGAAUGAUUGUAAUAUUAAGGAUGAAAGCGAUAGUCGACUAAGCAUUAAAAGGAAUAAGAUUUUUCGGACUAAUGACGAAAUCAAGGCUCCUGAAAAGCAUGAAAACAAUAUAGGCGAAUGCUUGGAAGAAGUUUACCUGCUUUUCAAAGACGAUUUAGAGGCUCGCGAAAAACAAUAUGAAAAAGUUACUAUUAAGGAAUCAUUAUUGAUGGACGGUGGAGAGAUUCCAAGAAAUUGGCUAGAACGUUAUCGUGACUUUAUAACAUGGCAGGAUUUAUCUUAUCAAUGUUCUCACUGUACCAAACAAAUUAAAUCACUCAAUGCUUUUAUUAAACAUUUCGACGAGCUUAAAUUAUCCACCAACAAACGCAUAAUUAAGUGUCACUGUGGAAAAAUAUUCAAGGAUCAACUUUUUCUUAUAUCAUACAUAAAUCAUGUGUCAAAACUUCAUUAUAAUCAUUUAAAGUUUACAUGUAUUUUCUGUAGUAAAGUAUUUGUUAAUGUUGUUAAGCUUAGUAAUCAUUUGAAGCUGUCUCAUGGUAAUGCUAACGUUAAAAUUUUCCCUUGUUUUGAUUGUGGCUUAAUUUGCUCUACAUUGGACAGAUUAAAACAGCAUAAAAAUUGUCACGAAAUAUGACGACUUUUAUAUCACGAGAAAUUAAGAAAUUUGAAGUUAAAGAAAUCAUACAACAGUUGCCAAAUUCCUGUAACUUAAAUAUGCAUAACAUAAAUAUAAAGCAUACAUCAUAAUCUAGUUAUUUUGAAAUAAAAACGUUAUCGCUACUUCAUUUAAAAA